Molecule: messenger RNA, 1281 nt
Organism: Naegleria fowleri
Lineage: Eukaryota; Heterolobosea; Eutetramitea; Acrasida; Naegleriidae
Exons: 1
Coding region: 1-1281 (426 amino acids)
Cellular component (GO): RAVE complex
Source: RefSeq, a predicted model, not a curated record
AUGAUAAACACAACAACACCAACCACAUCACCAUCGUUACAACAGCAACAGCAAUCGGAGGAAGAAAUGAUUCAAUCUCUAGAGCAGGAAACCAUGAUGAAGGAGUUGAAACAUCUUCUCUACAAUAUAGUACCACAACAAUGGAGUAAAAUUAUUGCGGAAAUUCAAUUAGCAAUUAAUCAUUUGGAUGGUGAAGUGAUGACCUCUCAUCCAAUUGGAUUGAACGAUACGAUUAAUAAUCUCCAUACACAAGGAGGAGCCUCUUCAACAUCCGUCACUCCAAAUACUAAUGAUACUCCUCAACAACGACCAAUUACACCAAAUACAAAUUCAGAGAGAGCCAUUACACCAAAUACUUCAGGAUCGGAACAGCCUCCUGCUUCAUCGUCCCACGAAGGUGAACCACGUACCCCUAUUACUCCUGCUGCACAUUCCCGAUUCAAUGCCAGUUUCAGUAAAAAGGGUACCAAUGCUGAGAGAAUCCAGCUCCACAUAGUUGAUCAAAAUCAUUCGAUUCUAAAAGGAUAUCUUUUGGUAGAGGGAUAUCGUAUUCUGGGAGGAAAAGUUAACUUCAAGUUACACAAGAUGAAGAACAGUUUUGAAGCAGAGAUUAAACCAAACGACCCAUAUACUUUGAGUCAAGUUCAAAGAGCUCAUCACAUGGCUGAUUAUGCUCUUAAUAAGAUGAAGAAUAUUGACAUUGAGAAAUAUUCGGAAAACUCGAAUAUCAUUCUGGAAGGUGAUGAAGACAACGAAGUAGAUAUGAACAAUAAUAGUUAUUUUUCUAAAACAUCAAAAAUUGAAAGGGAUGUGACUACAAUAUUAUCCAUUUUAGAGCGUGUGAUGAUACUUGUUCAACAAGGAAGAGAGCAAUUAACAAUGUAUGGUGGUUUGAGAUUUUUAACAGAUGAGUACAGACUUUCUAGCUCGAUCUCGGAAAAGACUAAUAUCGAGCUUAUUCAACAAGCUUUUCAUCCUCGUUUACCGAAAGAAGCCCUUGUGGAGUUUUCUAUCAACAAUGCACAAUUGCAUGUUGGUGUUUAUGGUAUUAGUUACACCUCGAUUGCUACCUCUUCCGCUUCUCAACUCAAAAAUACAAACAUGAGCUCGGAAUCUCGACAUAGGCAUUUCAUAACAGAGGAUAACGAAAUUGGGUUUUUCAGUGAAGAGUAUGUCUCCAAAAUUAAGGUUUCCAGUUUUUCUGCCGGCUUAGAUCAUUUAACCAAUGCCUUUAAAAUGUGUUCUCGCCUUCGUAACUUAUUGACCACUCAUGGAGUGUAA